Gilbertella persicaria is the source of this 702-nucleotide messenger RNA. RefSeq lists its product as uncharacterized. NCBI's taxonomy places the organism in Eukaryota, Fungi, Mucoromycota, Mucoromycetes, Mucorales, Choanephoraceae. The record is from RefSeq and is a predicted model, not a curated record. The annotation marks the transcript as partial. The transcript has 2 exons.
AAUCAAGAUGAAACUUAUUAUACUUGUCAUAAUUGCUUUUAUUGGCAGUAUUGUUAAUGCUGAUGUCGUAAAAAGUACUGCUUUGAAUAAUACAACUAUGAGCGGAACUACUGCUACUGCAAGCAUAUCUAUCAACAACCCUAAUAAUGCAAAAAAUGCUGCUACUAAGCUUGGCAGGGACCCAAUGAUUCUGAUAAUCUCUACAUGUGCUGCUUAUGCUUUGAUAUAACAUGUUUGACAUAUUCCAUUAAGAAACAAUUGCUUAAUUCAGUUUGAUUUAACUUUACAACACUAAUUACUCAUUAGCCUAUCUGAUAAUCUUGAAUUUAUAAAUGUAUUUGAACUAUUCUAUGCAUCAGUUAGUCUUACCCAUAUACCGAUUUGAUUCAUGGUUAGUAUUGUCUUGAUUAAUUCAUUAAUAAUCAUGACAAUCUUUUCGACUUGAGCCAAGAUGAAUCUUCUAGUUGAAAGAAACUAUCAAUCUUGAUUCGUUUUAAAUACGCGCAUCUAUCUUUUUCUUAUUGGAACCCUUUGUAAGCAGAUGAAAACCAAGGUGCAGAAGAAGCAUAAGGGUCCCGUUAAUCUCAAGAUUUUUAUAAACCAUAUUCAAGAGGCAUAUGAUGAAAUUGAUGUAAAAAAGUAUUAAUUGAUUAAUUGAGCUAAUGUCUAGUCGUAUCAACAUAAAAAUAAAAGCACUUGAUG